This is a messenger RNA of Diachasmimorpha longicaudata, 3384 nucleotides long. RefSeq names its product zinc metalloproteinase-disintegrin-like MTP8. The transcript is spliced from 6 exons. NCBI's taxonomy places the organism in Eukaryota, Metazoa, Arthropoda, Insecta, Hymenoptera, Braconidae. Gene Ontology annotation, molecular function: metalloendopeptidase activity. The record is from RefSeq and is a predicted model, not a curated record. Bases 543 to 3332 code for a protein of 929 amino acids. Gene Ontology annotation, biological process: membrane protein ectodomain proteolysis.
GCGAGUGCAGUCCCUCGGCAAAUCAUCCGCUAAUCAGUUGAAGUCCCGAUAGCACUCGAUGAAUUCAUUCGAGCGAGUCUUCUCAUCCCACAUCUCGGGAAUUUCGAGUGUUAAAAUAGUGAAUUCUUUCGGGUAUUAAAGUGUUUCCAAAAAUUUUAAAAUCGAUUGCUCCCUGAAGAUCGAUUGAUCGAUCGCAUCACCGAAAUUGGGACUUAUUAAAUGAAUCUCAGUUACCGCUAGUAAUAAUUAAAAAAGGAAUUGGGAGUUGAUAGCAAUAAUAUGAGGUGAAUAGAUUUUAUAAUGAAUUAACGAUCAAGAAAUUGAAAGAUCGUGUGAUAAAAAAUUAUUGACAAGUAAUUAUCGAAUGACUGCGGCACAAAAAAUGUCAUUGACACGCGCGUCAGUAAUUUCCGCCUGUGAAUUAUUGCUGAAGGACAGUUUUGCCGGAAUCUGCUGAAAUCGACUCUCGAUUUUUCCAUCACCUGAAUUUAAUCGACCUUCAAUGAUCGAUAAUAUCCAUUGGUCUAUACUAAAUCGAGAUAAUGGCUAGAUGGAAAUUAAAAUCCCCUGAAUUUAUCUGGUGGUGUCUGACGAUUGUCUUCGUCACUCGAUCGACGUCUCAAGUUCAAAUGGCACCUGGCCCAUCUUCAGACUUCAGUACGCACAGUCGUGUUCGCCCACGAAUUUUCAAUGCUAAAAAUAAACAAAUGAUUUAUGAUACUAGGAUCAACAAUGAUUACCAUUUAGAAGCGCUCACUAUCGAGCUAGAAAUUGAUGGAGUUCAGCGUACACUUGAUCUCAAGCUCAAUAAGGAUCUCAUUCCCGUAGGAUAUAAGCAAAUAACACAGGAUGAAAGACGUGAUGCAGUUGAAGAACCUCAAGUGGUCGAAUUAUGUCAUUAUCAAGGAAGCCUCCAGGGGUUCCCCAGCUCCUGGGCGGCGUUGUCCACCUGCGAAGGUCUCCGGGGGGUAAUUCACAACACCCAGGACCUCCACUUCAUCCACCCCCAUGAGGACACCCUGAACGCCAUCCACUACCUCUACAAGCACAGCGAUUUCUCACCCAACAGGACCUACCUCUCCUCACCCUCGAAUCCCCAGGCUCUGCGAACCAGAAGAGCCCUUCACCCCAACGUCGAACCUCUCCUUCGGGUUCCCUACCUCGCCAACUCUGGAUCUCGUUACCUCGAGCUGGUGUUCGUGGCUGACACGAGUCUCUACGAAAGACUAGAGAGAAACGUUCAGAGAGUCCAUCGUCGUGUCAAGGACAUCGUGAACAUAAUAAACGCCCUGUACACACCCUUGAACAUCUUCGUGGCCCUCGUGGGUAUCGAAGUCUGGACGAUGUGGAACAAGAUCGACGUGUCCCCCAGCAGCGCCAGCACCCUCAAGAACUUCAUGAAGUAUCGGAAGCAGGAUCUCCUCAAGAGAAUGCCCAACGAUAAUUCCCAACUGCUGACAGGAAUUGUCUUCGACGACAAGAUCGUCGGUAAGGCAGGUGUCGGUACGAUGUGCACUGAGGACUCAUCGGGGGGUGUCAACAUGGAUCACUCGGCCAUUACGGGUUUGGUGGCAGCAACUGUUGCCCACGAAAUCGGUCACAACUUCGGCAUGAAUCACGACACCAGGUACUGCAGGUGCCCUGAGGAGGAGUGCAUCAUGAGCGAGGCACUCACGACAAAAGCCCCGACUCACUGGUCCUCUUGUUCACUGGAGCAACUGGCGCUGGGGUUCGCCAGGGGCGUCGACACUUGUCUGCGGAACAGCCCGAGGAGCAUCUUCGGGAAGAGCGAGUGUGGGAAUGGGUUCCUGGAGACCGGGGAGGAGUGUGACUGUGGACUCCAGGGGCAUUGUGAUAAUAAAUGCUGUGAUCCAACGACAUGCAGGUUUACGUCGGGAGCUACCUGUGCUACUGGUGAAUGCUGCGACCUGACAACAUGUCGAUUAAAACCACCAGGACUUCCCUGCAGGGCGUCCUCACACGAGUGCGAUUUGCCUGAGUUCUGCACGGGAAACAGCGAAUACUGUCCCCAGGACAUUUACAAAAUGGACGGAUAUCCCUGCAGCAUGGAGACGGCCUUCUGCUACCGCGGCUCGUGCAGCACGCACGAUGAGCAGUGCAGCUACCUCUGGGGUCCAAGUGGCCACUCAUCGAGUCUUCCCUGCUACGAGCUGAAUGUCAAUGGAAAUUCCUCGGGCAAUUGUGGGUAUGAUUUCACCAGCUCCACCUACGAUUCUUGCCGCAAUGCCGACAUCUUCUGCGGAAGGCUCCAGUGCAAUCACUUGUCCGCGGAGAUGACCUUUCAGUUUGCAGCGUACGCUGCUGUGACAGCUCAGACGUACGUUUAUGGAGUUGGACCGUCGGUUCUGUCGUGCAAAACGGCGAUGCUUGAUGUUGGAGGAAGGAAACUCGAUCCAGGACUGGUGCCCAAUGGUGCCAAGUGCGCUGAGGGACGAAUGUGCGUUGAUCAGGCAUGUCUGGAUGUCCAGGAUGUCAUCAGGAGGAUCAACAGGGACUCGGCGUGCUUGAGGAACUGCAGUGGAAAUGGAGUUUGUAACAGCCUCGGACGUUGUCACUGCGAUGAUGGAUUCCGACCACCUGAUUGUGCGCUGAGUGGGUCUGGAGGGUCUCAGGACAGCGGUCGAACUGAUACUGGCGAUGACGAAAUCAACGGAGUUGCGAUAGCUCUUUACGUCAUCUUCCUGGGGAUUCUUCCAGUAGUCGCUAUAUCUUUACUCUGCAUUUGGCACAAACGUAAUCGAUCGAGUUCGAAUGGGACCAAAAUAUUCUUAUCAAUGUACAUCUCCAGCAGAAAGUACUUGGAACGUCUCAGACGUAUUUUGACACCACAACGUAUGCCACACCCGGACCGGGAGCCACCCAAAGUCUUCACCAUAAGUGAUAGAGUUACUCCGAAUAGGCUGACGAUAACGAGGAUGACUUUCGUCAGUGCGACGAAUCCAGAAGUAAUAAGGUCAAGUCGAAACCUGAGAAUACCUCGUUCCCCAGGUGUUGAAGACUCGAAUGAUCGUCUGACGACUCCACCUGUCGUCUCCAUCGGCCGAAAAUCCCAGGGAUCGACCGCUAAUUGCGAUCACAGGAGGGGAAAUCGCGAUGAAAUUCCCUCUGGGAGUUCCCCCAGGCAAAUGGCUCCUGAGGGAUCGCAGGAUUCAGGAUGUGUUUAUGAGUCGAAUUCCGAGCUUUAUUUGGCGUUUAAGAAAGUGCGUUCGAGGACUCCGGAACAAUCGACGAAUGUUCACGAAAGUGAAGAUUUUAGACCGAAUGGAAAAUUUUUUUAUUCCAAAAAACCACCCCCACCACCAAUUUUGUAAUAUUUAAUGUUAUAAAAUUGAAAGUCAAAGAAUAAAGUAUUUUUCCAAAGAA